AUGAACUAUGCGGAAUACAAGCCCAACACCGGCGUUCGGACUCCAACCCUGCUCUCCAGCUCUUUUAUCAGCCCUGAUGAGACUUACGAUACUAGCUGUAUGCCCACGCCUUCUCCUCCCCAUUCCAGGAUUCGGCAAUCGAGGACCGCGGUAUAUGCCAAAGCCUAUUUUGUGUGCUGGGGCCACAAGGCGGUGAUGAACAGUGCUUCGAGGGUGGCCCAUGCAGUGUGCAAACUAGGGAAAGCGCCAAAUAUGAGGGGCCGCCUGCAAAUCCAGCCAAAGGUUUUGGCAAACACACGGAGUGGAUGGGCAGAAGAGCUAGAGGAAGGAAGCGAGGACGAAGAGGAAGAGGAAGAGGAAUGUGUGGUGGAUAAUGCCAUAUAUGAGAGUCAGGCGAUGAUGUCGAGGAUUGGAUGUGUAAAAUGGGUCAAGAUGUCGCUUAUGUUUGUGCUGUAG
Messenger RNA from Suillus subaureus, 456 nucleotides. RefSeq lists its product as uncharacterized. Bases 1 to 456 code for a protein of 151 amino acids. Lineage: Eukaryota; Fungi; Basidiomycota; Agaricomycetes; Boletales; Suillaceae. The transcript has 5 exons. The record is from RefSeq and is a predicted model, not a curated record.